AACCCUGUGGCCUCUGCUUGUCUUGUUAAUAAUGAGGGCUUCUGGAUGUGGGCAGGGCUGCUGGGCUCUCCUCUCAGUCUCCUGCUGUUCUCAUCUCUCACGCCACACACACACACACACACACACACACACGCCGAUCCUGAUGCUGGAGUCAGAGCAUCACCUGCAGUGAGUCCCGGAGCAGCUCUCACUGCCGCUGUCUGGAUGUCCAUGAAAGGCAGAGGAUCCAAAUACCAGAAAAGAGUGUCUUUUUCUGAGGAUGAAGAUGAGCAGUGCUGGAAAGAGGAGAACGGCGGUGUGGACGCACAUUACCUGAAAUCCGGUCAGGGAAAGACGGGCAGGGAUUCAUCGGGAUAUAACCGGUACAACAUGAAAUCUUCGGAUAGCUUCCCCCAUCGCAGGAUGACCCUACCACGAGAAAAGGGCCGCAGACAGGCUGUUCGUGGACCGGCGUUCAUGUUCAAUGCCCGUGGCAGCAGCCUCACGGCAGAGGAAGAGCGCUUUCUGGACGCGGCGGAGUAUGGGAACAUCCCAGUGGUCCGGAAGAUGCUGGAAGAAUCAUCCACACUCAACGUGAACUGUGUCGACUACAUGGGACAGAAUGGGCUACAGCUGGCCGUCGGCAACGAACACCUGGAGGUCACCGAGCUGCUCCUGCGGCGAGACAACCUGGCCCGUGUCGGGGAUGCGCUCCUGCUGGCGAUUUCAAAAGGUUAUGUGCGUAUUGUGGAGGCACUGCUGGGACAUCCAUCCUUUGCGGGAGGCGAACGACUCACCCGCAGCCCCUGUGAGCUACAAGACGACGACUUCUACUCCUACGACGAGGACGGCACACGGUUCUCGCCCGAUAUCACACCUAUCAUCCUGGCUGCCCACUGCCAGAAAUACGAGGUUGUGCACAUGCUGCUGUUGAAGGGAGCCAGGAUAGAGCGGCCACAUGACUACUUCUGCAAAUGCGCCGACUGCACGGAGAAGCAGAGGAAGGAUUCAUUCAGUCACUCGCGCUCCAGGAUAAAUGCGUACCGUGGACUGGCCAGUCCGGCGUAUCUCUCUCUGUCCAGCGAAGACCCGGUACUGACCGCGCUGGAGCUGAGCAAUGAACUCGCCAAACUCGCCAACAUCGAGAAAGAGUUUAAGAAUGACUACAGGAAGCUGUCUAUGCAGUGUAAAGACUUUGUGGUUGGCGUUUUGGAUCUGUGCAGGGACACGGAGGAGGUAGAGGCCAUCUUGAAUGGAGAUAUAUCUGCUGAGCUCGAGGAAGGCCAGCAUCAUCGCUCCCUGCUCAGUCGAGUCAAACUGGCCAUUAAAUAUGAGGUCAAGAAGUUUGUGGCUCAUCCGAACUGUCAGCAGCAGUUGCUGACGAUCUGGUAUGAGAAUCUGUCUGGUCUUCGGGAGCAAACCACUGCAGUGAAGUGUCUGGUGGUUUUGGUGGUGGCGCUGGGACUCCCUCUGCUAGCUGUGUGGUACUGGUUUGCUCCAUGCAGUAAACUUGGUAAAGUACUACGCAGUCCUUUUAUGAAGUUUGUUGCUCAUGCGGCCUCCUUCAUCAUCUUCCUCUGUCUGCUGGUGUUCAAUGCAUCCGAUCGCUUCGAAGGCAUCACCACCCUUCCCAACGUCACCGUCACUGACUACCCUCUCCAGAUCUUCAGAGUCAAGACCACACAAUUCUCCUGGACAGAAAUACUGAUCAUGGUCUGGGUAGCAGGAAUGAUGUGGUCGGAGUGUAAGGAGCUCUGGACGGAGGGGCCGAGGGAAUAUAUCAUGCAGCUGUGGAACCUUCUGGAUUUCGGCAUGCUCUCCAUCUUCAUCGCUUCAUUCACAGCCCGCUUUUUCGCCUUCCUACAAGCAAUGAAAGCCCAGGAGUAUGUGGAUGAGAAGAUCCACGCUCCAGACCUCUCAAUGGUCACGCUGCCACCAGAUAUCAAAUAUUUCACAUACGCGAGAGAUAAGUGGGUUCCGUCGGAUCCUCAGCUGAUCUCUGAGGGUCUGUACGCCAUCGCUGUGGUCCUGAGCUUCUCUCGGAUCGCCUACAUCCUCCCGGCCAACGAGAGCUUCGGGCCGCUGCAGAUCUCUCUGGGACGAACCGUGAAGGACAUCUUCAAGUUCAUGGUCCUCUUCAUCAUGGUCUUCCUCGCAUUCAUGAUUGGCAUGUUCAUCCUUUACUCUUACUACCUGGGGGCAAAGGUUAACCCCGCCUUCACCACGGUUGAGGAGAGUUUUAAAACUCUCUUUUGGUCCAUAUUCGGGCUGUCUGAAGUCUCUUCUGUGGUGCUAAAAUACGAUCAUAAAUUUAUUGAGAACAUUGGCUAUGUGCUGUACGGGAUCUACAAUGUUACCAUGGUGGUGGUUCUGCUCAACAUGCUCAUUGCCAUGAUCAACAGCUCGUACCAGGAAAUAGAGGAUGACGCAGAUGUGGAGUGGAAGUUCGCUCGGUCUAAACUCUGGCUCUCAUAUUUUGACAACGGCAAGACUCUCCCGCCUCCGUUCAGCAUCGUCCCCAGCCCGAAGUCCUUCUAUCUGUGUGUCAAGAGACUGGUCAACCUGCUGCGGUGUCGCCCGCGCCGCCUGAAGAAAGACGUGGAGCUGGGCACGGACAACUCCAAGUCCAGACUGAACCUCUUUACCCAGUCUAACAUGAGGAUGCCAGACUCUCACAGCUUCAACAGCAUCCUAAAUCAACCCACACGCUAUCAGCAAAUUAUGAAGCGUCUCAUCAAACGCUAUGUACUGAAAGCACAAGUGGACAAAGAAAAUGAUGAAGUGAACGAAGGCGAGCUGAAGGAGAUCAAGCAGGAUAUUUCCAGUCUGAGAUAUGAGCUGCUGGAGGAGAAAUCUCAGGCCACAGAAGAACUCUCACUCCUCAUACAGACACUCAGUGACAAACUCAACCCACGAUCUGUCCAUCCACACUGACACAAAGCAACGGUGAAGUCAUUCUUUAUCUGAAAUAAUUUAAUAUGCAGGGAUCCCGAGCUCUGUCUAAACAAUAGCAGAUGAGGGCAUAAAAUAUACACUUCUUCUUUAAGUUACUGUUAACUAAGGUAAAAUGUGGGUCACUCUACUGGACAGUGUUUUGUUUUCUUUUGUUUUGUUGAUUGACAGCUCCACUCAAAGAUUUUUGUAUUCGAAUUUCACAUACAAUUUCCAGCCAUUAAGGUUACACAGGUAAAAAAAAAAAAAAAAUUAUAAAUAAAAUAAUAAUAAUAAUACAUUUAAUGCAUAUUUGUCAGUCAUACAUAAAUGGCUUUCAGAAAGAUUCAGUAUUUCAAAAAUGUUAAUGUCUUUGAGAUGCUGUUUUAGCUCUAUUCAUAUUUUGAAUCUAGUUUUAUUUAUUUUACAUUUUAUUUUCAUUUUAGUUAACGUUUUUA
Molecule: messenger RNA, 3368 nt
Organism: Carassius auratus (goldfish)
Lineage: Eukaryota; Metazoa; Chordata; Actinopteri; Cypriniformes; Cyprinidae
Product: short transient receptor potential channel 3
Exons: 12
Coding region: 46-2913 (955 amino acids)
Biological process (GO): calcium ion transmembrane transport; regulation of cytosolic calcium ion concentration; single fertilization
Cellular component (GO): cation channel complex; plasma membrane
Molecular function (GO): store-operated calcium channel activity; inositol 1,4,5 trisphosphate binding; protein binding
Source: RefSeq, a predicted model, not a curated record